This is a messenger RNA of Sinocyclocheilus grahami, 4478 nucleotides long. RefSeq names its product neuroblast differentiation-associated protein AHNAK-like. NCBI's taxonomy places the organism in Eukaryota, Metazoa, Chordata, Actinopteri, Cypriniformes, Cyprinidae. Bases 128 to 4135 code for a protein of 1335 amino acids. The record is from RefSeq and is a predicted model, not a curated record. The transcript has 5 exons. Gene Ontology annotation, biological process: regulation of RNA splicing. Gene Ontology annotation, cellular component: cytoplasm; costamere; nucleus.
CAGUCAUAUCCACCUGGAGUUUAGAGGUAUCAACAUCAGUGGCUGCGGACACAGUCUCAUGAACGACAUUGGGUUUCCUGAAAACCGGUAUUCAUGACAUGUCAGUUGCAUUUAAAGAAGUGAAGACAUGAUGAAUGGAGAAACAAAGAUUCAUGUCCACUCAGAGAGUGUAACUUUGGAGGACACAGAAAAAGGAGGGGCCGUCGUCACACGAAUCACGAAUCCAGCAAUUAAUCUGAAGGAAGAUGAUCAGCUUGUUGCUGCAACCAUUCAUCUGGACCACCUCAGUAAAGAUGAAGUGCUAAACUUGAUCAGAAUCCUCAAGUCCUAUGACAAGAACCUUGAACUUAAGACAGCAAAGGAUCUGAAAGCAGGACUGUCUCUUGGUGAUCUCCGAUUAAACAGUGAGGCAGGACUUCAAGCACCAGGUGUUCAGGUUAAUGGGCUGAAAGGACAGAUAAAUGCCCCAAGCCUUAAGAGUGGGAUCUCAACCCCAGCAGUAAAUGCAGAAAUGCCACAGAUUGAGCUAAAGGAUGCCACACCUAACUUCAGCCACCGAGGGUUCAAACAACCAACUUUUGGCAUGUCUGCACCAAAUCUCAAUGGAGCAGGUCUGGAUGGUACAUUAGAAGCACCUGAUGUCAGUGUCUCUACCCCUACUCUUAACACCCCAGAUGUUUCUGUUAAUGUGGACAAGCCUGAACUGAAGACCAAAACAGCCAAGUUCAAAAUGCCCACCUUCAGUCUACACGCUAAAAAACCAAGGAUUGAUGGUGAUGUGAAUUUAACUGCCACAGACAUAAACGCUGACCUAAAAACCCCUGAUCUGAAUCUGUCAGCCCCAAAGAUUAAUGGAGAAAUUGGCACCCCUGAAGUAGACAUGACCUUGCCAAAAACUGAGCUCAGUGGUCCAAACCUGGACAUAAAAAAACCAAAAGCUAAUAUUGAAGCUCCCUCUGGCAAGAUUACAUUUCCUAAAUUAAAGAAAGCAAAAACUACAAAAGUGAAAGUACCAGAGGCGAGUGUUGAUGCAAAUCUUUCUGCCCCAAAAUUAAAUGCAGAUGUUAGUGCACCAAAUGUUGACAUUGAUCUGCCAAGAGCCAAUCUUGAAGCUCCAGAUGUAGACAUUAAAACUCCUGAUGCCAAUAUAAAUGCUCCCUCUGGCAAGACAAAAUGGUUAACAUUUAAGAAACCCACAUUUGGGCAGAAGGUUAAAGCACCAGAGGUUGGCUUAGAUGCCAAUGUCUCAACACCUGAUUUAAGUCUCUCAGCACCAAAGAUAGAUGGGGAUAUCAGCAUCCCAAAUGCAGAUGUCAAUUUACCAAGGGCUGAUGUUGAUGUAAAAGCACCUGAUGUAGACAUUAAUGCUCCGUCUGGAAAGCACAAGUUCCCCACUCUUAAAAUGCCAAAGCUAAACUUACAUAAAUCAAAGCUGAAAACUCCAAAUCUAAAUGCAGGGGUACAAACACCAGACUUGGACAUGUCAGCUCCUGGGGUAGAUAUUAAUCUGCCAAAAGCUGAAUUAAAUGGACCGAAUCUAGAUGUUAAGACCCCAGACCUCAACCUCUCUGCACCAGAUCUAGAUAUUAAAACUCCAGCUGUUGAUGUGACGACACCAGAUAUUGACAUAGAAACUCCAUCUGCAAAUUUAAAGAAGCCCCAUGUUAAACUGCCAAAAAUAAAUCUAUCUAGGCCAAAAAUGAAAGGUCCAGAUGUAGACCUCAAUGCACAGGCAGAUCUCCAUGGACCGAACCUAGACCUGAAAGCUCCAGAUCUCAGUCUUUCAGCACCCAAAGUGGAUGGCAAAUUUAUUGCUCCAGAUGUGGAUCUGAACUUACCAGAUACUAAUGUCAAAAGUCCAAAUGUAGACCUCGAAGUCUCAGACAUUGACAUAAAUGCUCCUAAAGUAAAUAUCGAUGCCCCCUCUGGAAAAGCGAAGCUACCUCACUUUAAGAUGCCUAAAUUUGAUCUUUCUGGACCUCGGGUUAAAACCCCAAAUCUAGAUGCACCUGAUGUAGAUGUGAACAUCCCCACAGCAGAACUCAAAGGACCUAAUGUAAAUGUUAAAGCACCCAAUCUUAGUGUUUCCACACCUAAAUUUGAAGGUGACAUUUCUACUCCCUCUUUAGACAUUGGUUUGUCAAAAGCCAACUUGAAUGCUCCAACUGCAAACAUUGGGGGAAAUGUAAAGUCACCAAAUCUCAAACUCUCCACUUCAGAUGUAGACCUAGACUUGCCAAAAGCAGAGCUUGAAGGACCUGAUGCUACCCUUAAAGUCCCAGAUGUUGACAUUAAUGCGCCAUCUGGAAAAAUGAAGUUGCCACAUUUCAAUUUGCCAAAACUGAAUUUGUCUGGGCCAAAAGUUAAAGGGCCUGAGCUGGAUGCUAAAGCAGAUCUAGAUCUCUCAGUUCCCAAACUCAAAGGAGAAUUAAAUGCACCUAGUGUUGACCUAAAUCUUCCCAAAGCUGAGAUCAGUGCGCCUGAUGUAAAUGCAACUUUACCAAAAGCUGAGGUCAGCGUUCCCAAUGUAGAUAUCAAGUCGUCCCCAAACUUAAAGGCUCAGUCUGGAAAGCUGAAACCGAUUCCAUUUAAGGAACUAAAAGUUGAACUUUCUGGUCCAAAAGUGAAGACACCUGAGAUUGACUUAAAUACAGAAGCUCCUGAUCUCAGCCUCUCAGCUCCAACAGUUGAUGCAUAUGUCAAAGUGUCAGAUGCUGAUAUAAACCUUCCCAAAUCAGAUGUUGACAUCAGUGCUCCCAAAGGAAAGCUGAAAUUCCCAACACUCAAAAAGCUGAACUUGUCUGGUCCAAAAGUAAAAUCUCCUGAUGUUGACAUUGCCGCUGAUGUACAUGGACCAGAUCUGAACCUAUCUGCACCUGGGGUUGGUACUCCUGAUGUUGACGUGAGUCUACCAAAUGCUGGGGUUGAUUUAGAUGUUUCCACAGCAGACGUUGACAUCAGUGCUCCUAAAGGAAAGCUGAAAUUCCCAGCACUCAAAAAGUCCAACCUAUCUGGUUCAAAAGUCAAAUCUCCUGAUGUUGACAUUGCCGCUGAUGUACAUGGACCAGAUCUGAACCUAUCUGCACCUGGGGUUGGUACUCCUGAUAUUGAUGUGAGUCUACCAAAAGCUGGGCUUGAUGUAGAUGUUCCCACAGCAGACGUUGACAUCAGUGCUCCCAAAGGAAAGCUGAAAUUCCCAACAUUCAAAAAGUUCCACCUAUCUGGUCCAAAAGUCAAAUCUCCUGAUGCUGACAUUGCUGCAGAUGUAAGUGGACCAGAUCUGAACCUAUCUGCACCUGAGGUUGGUACUCCUGAUAUUGAUGUGAGUCUACCAAAACCUGGGCUUGAUGUAGAUGUUCCCACAGCAGACGUUGACAUCAGUGCUCCCAAAGGAAAGCUGAAAUUCCCAACAUUCAAAAAGUUCCACCUAUCUGGUCCAAAAGUCAAAUCUCCUGAUGCUGACAUUGCUGCAGAUGUAAGUGGACCAGAUCUGAACCUAUCUGCACCUGAGGUUGGUACUCCUGAUAUUGAUGUGAGUCUACCAAAUGCUGGGGUUGAUGUAGAUGUUCCAAGCAUCAACGCUGAAGUUGAGGGCUCCAAGCAUAAGGUAAAAUGGCCUUUCAAAUGGGGAAAAUCUACUGAAUCAAAGGAUGGGGAUAUAAACAUUAAAGCACCAGAAGUAAAUGGUACCACUGGAGAACUUAAACUCCCCAAAAAUAUACCAUUGUUCAAGCCUCACCCCCUACCUGACAUCAACAUUGACAGUAUCUUACCAAAAAUCACUGGAACGGUUGACCUCAGUACUGACCCUACAAAAACAACUACUGACGAGGUUGUCUCGGUCUCGUCAGUCAAGGCAAAUCUUAAAGCUUCUUCUCCAUCUGCUGGGGUCAAUGGACAGACAGCUACUGUAGAUAUCCGGGAAAAGCUGAGGUUGUCUAAUGCACGUACUACAAGCCCAGAUUUCGGCAUAUCUUCAGAACCAGGCAGCCCUACAAAAGUGAAUAGAGGAACAUUUAAAGUCACAAAGCCUGAUGCUGAAAAGGCCUACCCAGUAAUUGAUACAACUAGCAACGAAGAUGACGCCAAGAUUACCCUCAGCUUGAACAACAUGCUUGGUUUGCCAACAGAUUAAACUUUAAAUAAAACCAGGAGCCUUGUUAGUGUAGUUCCAUACCCACUGCAUAUAGGUAAUACAUAUGUAGAACAAUAUGUAAAAAAAUUAAAAACACCUCCAACUGUUUACUUUUAAAAUGGGUAGCGUAUUAACAGACAAGCAUUACAGAAUUUGACAGAGAUGUAAUUAUUUUUAUAUUCAGUUUUAUAUAUAUAUAUAUAUAUAUAUAAUUGUAUAAAGUUCUCUUUAAAUGUGCAAUGAUUGUAUCUUCUGAAAACAUGAAGGAAAAUGACAAAUCUGUAAUUCUGUCUAUUUUGUCACUGUUUUAUGUAAUUUUAUCUAAUAUAUAGUCUUUUGUUUA